Molecule: messenger RNA, 286 nt
Organism: Odocoileus virginianus texanus
Lineage: Eukaryota; Metazoa; Chordata; Mammalia; Artiodactyla; Cervidae
Source: RefSeq, a predicted model, not a curated record
CGGUCCAUUACCUGCAGAGAGAGCGCCAACCAUGGCUCCUUGGCCUGAGUUGGAAAAUGCCCAGCCUACCUCAGAGAAAUACACUGUAAAGGCUGAUGGUGAGCAGUCUGCCAAGCCUGAGAAAGGCAAGGAGACUGAAAAAGAUGACACCGGUGCCCCUAUCACCAAGAUAGAACUUGUGCCGUCUCAUUCCACUGCGGCACUGAUCGAGGAGCCCACCGAGGUGGAAGACCCCUGGGACCUGCCCGAGCUUCAGGACACGGGGAUCAAGUGGUCAGGUAAAUGA